AUGACUUUUUCUCGUCUUUUCGCUUUUCCGAUACAACAAGUCAUUACCGCUCCUUCAAAUCUGAUCAAACCAUACUUGCAACAAUUUCAAGUUCAACGAGUUGGUUAUGUUACUAGGCUUUGGACGCGUGGAAACGAAAAACCUCCACCAAAAAAACCAAGGAACAAAACUGCAAGAUAUCGAGCAAUGUUAAAAGUAAUUUCAUUAGAAUGCACUUGCAUUUGA
Molecule: messenger RNA, 225 nt
Organism: Diversispora eburnea
Lineage: Eukaryota; Fungi; Glomeromycota; Glomeromycetes; Diversisporales; Diversisporaceae
Source: the annotation of a GenBank genome assembly